CUACUGACUGAACUGAAUGUCAUUCAAAAUGGCGUGCAACCCGAUGGAUGUAGCGGUUGUGAAGGGGCAGGAGUUUCAUGUCGGGCCGCGGUAUUUAGAGCUCCAGUAUAUUGGAGAGGGAGCUUAUGGAAUGGUCGCAUCGGCCAUUGAUAUGGCAUCCGAUAAAAAGGAGCGUGUUGCUAUCAAGAAGAUCUCACCGUUCGAGCACCAAACAUAUUGUCAGCGAACCUUGAGAGAAAUAAAGAUUCUUACUAGAUUUAAGCAUGAAAAUAUAAUCAACAUUCAAAACAUACUACACCAGGAGAAUUUAGAUUCUAUGAAAGAUGUAUACAUUGUACAGUGUUUGAUGGAGACAGACAUGUACAAACUGUUAAAGACACAGAAACUCAGUAAUGACCAUAUCUGCUAUUUCCUCUACCAAAUUCUCCGCGGGCUCAAGUACAUCCACUCCGCUAAUGUACUUCACCGAGAUCUCAAACCUAGUAAUCUGCUCCUCAACACCACCUGUGAUCUUAAGAUUUGUGAUUUUGGAUUGGCGAGAGUUGCAGACCCAGAACAUGACCACACAGGAUUCCUUACUGAAUAUGUGGCCACUAGAUGGUAUAGAGCUCCAGAAAUAAUGCUUAAUUCCAAAGGUUAUACCAAGUCUAUUGAUGUGUGGUCAGUGGGAUGUAUACUUGCAGAGAUGUUGGUGAACAAGCCACUAUUUCCCGGGAAGCACUAUCUUGACCAACUUAACCACAUACUGAGUGUAUUGGGUUCCCCAGGAGAAGAUGACCUCAGUUGUAUUAUCAAUGAUAAGGCCCGAGGCUAUAUACAGUCACUGCCUCACAAGCCAAAGAUGCCCUGGAGGCGACUGUUCCAAAGCGCAGAUGCCAAAGCUGUUGAUCUCCUUGAGAAGAUGUUAACUUUCAACCCCCACAAGAGAAUCACUGUUGAACAGGCACUGGAGCACCCGUAUCUAGAACAGUACUAUGACCCUGCUGAUGAGCCUGUUGCUGAGGAGCCUUUCACCUUUGAAAUGGAACUUGAUGAUCUCCCUAAAGAAAGACUGAAGGAAUUGAUAUUCCAGGAAACUCUACUUCUUGAACAGAAACACCAAGUAAAGGAAUAAAGGUAUAGAAGUGGAUGACAGAUCAUAUCAUCACCUGCUUGGUUUCCAUUUAUUGUCUGUGUACAACCAUAUAUAUAAAAGACUUUUUACUCAUUUCUCAUAGACAAUUCGUGGUGUAUCAUUAUCGUUGUAGUAAAUACAACCCAUAUCAAUUCAGGUCGACUGUGACCUUGACCAGGCCUGCCUUAGUGAGGGCAUUCCUUAGUAUGGCCUGUUACUGCAGUGUGUAUACACUGUAACCUUGACGAUAUAGUUGCUGGGGUAACUAACCAGCAUAGUUACGGUACUUAGUUACACCAAGUUUACUGUCCAGUUGUAGAUAAAGACCAAUGAUGACAAUCUUCCAAGGUAAAGAGAAUUUCUUCCUUAUUUUGUUGGAUUUGUUCAGUUACGAUACAAUAUGGUAGGUCUGCCCAGACGGAUUCCAUUACAGUAAGAGAGCUCCAGUAUUGGAGAGACAUGUGGCCGUUAUUAAAAGUGCUAACUAAUUUGAAUCCAUACUACAUAUAUAUACAGGGCUACAUUUUCAACAGAAUGUCUUCUGAAACAAAGUUGGGACAGUUUCAGAGUCUGACAAUAAUAGGCUGAUCAGCAUCUAAAUUAUUGUCUCUUUUUUCAUGACUAAUAAAUCAGUGGUUUCUCAUCAACUGUGUAUAUAUUAAAUUAAUAAUACAGAUAUAUGGAGUUCUGUAUGAAGUGUUACCACCUGUACUCUGAUAUAAGGUUAUCUGGGGAUACCAGUUUGAUCUUGGUUUUUGUUUCUGUGUUAUACAAGGUUUAAUCUUGUAAAACGUGUUGAUACUGCUGUUGAAACUAUCAUACCUGAAAGCAUAAUGCCAGUAUUCACCAUGUCAUCAUUAUCCACAACCUACAAAACACCAUUUACGUCUUACUCAAGGGAAGUAACUCCAGCAGACACUUAAUCAUUAGGAUUUCUUCUCAUGUCUCGGUGAUUCUGGAAGCGGAGAUAGCAAUUUUUCUUUCUCGAUGAUUCUGGAAAUGGAGGAGCAUGAUAGAUAGGACCUUCAUAUUUGUUAAUGUAAUGCUAGACAGUUCUCCUCAAAUGUGUAAUGCUUUAAGUUGAUUAUUCUACAUGACACUUCUAACACUGUUAAGAUUCUCACAUAAUUUUUUACUCUUUAGUCAUAUAUAUUAUAGGGCAAAAUAACUUCAUGCAUCAUAAAAUCAUGACAUCUCUUUAAUGUGACUAGUUUCUCUACAAUAUUGAUUUAAAUCUUUAUAAACAUUCUAAUUCCACUACUUAAUUCCAUAUCUCGCUUUGUAAAGGUGGGGAUAAACUGUGGUACUGUUGACGACGAUUUCUGUUGAAUGAUGCUGUUACAUAGAAGUAUAUUUUAAAUUAACAGUUGAUUGUUUUGUGCUUUCUAUGCUACCUUUGAUAGUAACUACUGGAUUGUUGCGUACCAGCUACCUUUGAUAGUAACUACUGGAUUGUUGUGUACCAGCUACCUUUGAUAGUAACUACUGGAUUGUUGUGUACCAGCUACCUUUGUUAAAGUUGUAUAUAUUGUAAUGCAAAGUAAGUUGCCUCCCUUGAAUAACAGGUCCUUCACUUUAGACUAUUUGAUUGAACAUAACAGGGUCGGGUUUGAUGAAGUUCCAUAUAAAUAUAACUGUACAUCAAUUUACACAGCAGUAAUUUCUUCACAGUAGCACUAUUUAAAACAGCAGAAAUUGUUACUCGGUGACGUAACAAUACAGUAAAAAUUGUUACUCGGUGACGUAACAAUACAGUAAAAAUUGUUACUCGGUGACGUAACAAUACAGUAAAAAUUGUUACUCGGUGACGUAACAAUACAGCAAUGCUUGUUCUUUAUAGUGAUGAUAAACAUCAGGUUACAGUGUAUAUUUUACAGUUUUUCAGCUCUUUGGUGUUAGUAACAGUUUGUGGCGUCGUGGUAAGUAAUCCUGUUGUCAGGAGCGUCUACAGAUAAAAACAGAUUAUACUGUUUGCUUUAUAUAAUGGUAUUAACUAAUUGUGCUAAUUUUGUUAUCAAUUAAUUAUACACUGUUUAUUAUUGUAUUUUUAAUACCAAGUGCUUACUUUGUACAUAAAUCCACUAUAGAUUGUUACCCUAUUAUUGAUCAGGGCCUGUAGUCAUGAGAUAUGGUCAAGUUACAAACAGAUUCUGUGCUCAAACCUGUUUUUGUUUGUUGGGUUUAUCACCUGUGAAUGACCAGGGUCAUUUUGAGACGGUCUCCUUGUCGUAGUUGAUGGCUACCUCACUGAAAAACAACCUAGUCUUUGUUCUGCUGAUAUAGCAUAAAAAAAAUCUCUAACUUAAUAACUUUGGCUUAGUGACCUUUCAUGGGUGUUUUCUUAACUUUUUUAAAAGUGACAUGUACAGAAUGGAAUGGCUAAAUGGAAUUUGACCAUAUUUGAUCGGGAGCAUUAAUACACUUAAAGGGACUCAAUUAUGGAUGAAGAGAUUUUGACCAAAUAUGGUCAAGAGCAAUGAAUGAAGUAAAAUAACUUGUAUAAAUGAAGUCAAAGCCAAUUACAGGUUAGAUUUUGAGUGUUUUUCAACCAAAUUUGUUAUAAAUCAGCUUUGGAUUCAGAAGAUCAAAUAAUACAGGAAAUGAUUUUUCCCUCCUGGUGCUGGGAGGCAGAAACAGAUAUGUCACUUUGAAUGACAAUGUUUUAUCAUGACUUCUGGAAAAUAUAAAAUGGUAAGCAAUAUAGAACCUUGUUAUUUAGUGAAUUGGAGAUGCAAGCAAUGACUUCUACAUCUAUCUAACAUUUUGGCUGUGUCCCAUGGUUUCAGCACAGAAGUAAAGUUUGAGCAUGAGAAUACCUUCAUGAUUUCAGGUCCAGACCUUGUCUUCGACAGAUUAUGUGAUCUCGUUAGAAUAAAAUCUCAUUUGUAGUAUGCCCAUAUAUGGUCAUAUUAUCUACAAUAUUAUCAUUAGUAUGAUCUUAUUAGUAACAUGGCCAUAUAUGGAUACUUCAUAAGCUACAUAACCAUAUAUGGACAAUAAUUCCAAGCUGACUAUAAAAGGACAACCUAUAUGACACUGGGUUGUCUGGUCACUGAUGAUGCCCUUAUAUGGACAUAAUUCCUUGUGGUAUGGAUUAUAAGAGAUAAUUAAGACAAAUGGAAGGUUUAGCCUAUGUCGUGUGGCAUAAUAUUACCUUUUGAAGAGGUUUUCUAUUUACAAUAUUUUACAUAAUAAACACAACCCUGGUUAUUUCUUGGAAAGAGGAUGGGUGUACAUGUACUUAAAACAUAGGAAAUAUUACUUACUUAAUGGUCUACUACUUUCACCAUACUUCCAGAGAAAACAUUGUCCUUGUAAGUUUUGGUAAAUACACCCUUCUUGUGUUUUUGUAGAAACACACACACACAAAAGAUGUUGUGUUUAUUAGGUUAAAUAUGGUAGUCUGAAGUAAUUACAUCUUUGUCUGAAGUAGCUACAUCAUUUUCUGAAGUAAUUACAUCAUUGUCUGAAGUUAUUACAUCAUUGUCUGAAGUUAUUACAUCAUUGUCUGAAAUAACUACAUCUUUGUCUGAAGUAAUUACAUCAUUGUCUGAAGUAAUUACAUCUUUGUCUGAAGUUAUUACAUCUUUCAAGUAAUUACAUCAUUGUCUGAAGUAAUUACAUCAUUGUCUGAAGUAAUUACAUCUUUGUCUGAAGUUAUUACAUCUUUCAAGUAAUUACAUCAUUGUCUGAAGUAAUUACAUCAUUGUCUGAAGUAAUUACAUCAUUGUCUGAAGUAAUAACAUCAUUGUCUGAAGUAAUUACAUCAUUGUCUGAAGUAAUUACAUCAUUGUCUGAAGUAAUUACAUCAUUGUCUGAAGUAAUUACAUCAUUGUCUGAAGUUAUUAAUCAUUGUUUUGAAGUAAUUACAUCAUUGUCUAAAGUAAUAACAUCAUUGUCUGAAGUAAUUACAUCAUUGUCUGAAGUAAUAACAUCAUUGUCUGAAGUAAUAACAUCAUAGUCUGAAGUAAUUACAUCAUUGUCUGAAGUAAUUACAUCAUUAUUGUCUGAAGUAAUUACAUCAUUGUCUGAAGUAAUAACAUCUUUGUCUGAAGUAAUUACAUCAUUGUCUGAAGUUAUUAAUCAUUGUUUUGAAGUAAUUACAUCUUUGUCUGAAGUUAUUACAUCUUUCAAGUAAUUACAUCUUUGUCUGAAGUAAUUACAUCAUUGUCUGAAGUAACUUCAUCUUUGUCUGAAGUAAUUACAUCAUUGUCUGAAGUAAUUACAUCAUUGUCUGAAGUAAUUACAUCUUUGAAGUAACUACAUAUUGUCUGAAGUAAUUACAUCAUUUUGCACAAUUACUUUUAAAAGGAUUUAAUACAUGUAUUUUAUUAAGAUAAGCCAGAUUCUGAAGAUAUUAAAUAUUUACUGGUACAUUCUAUAACGUAAUUAGAGAAUAAAUUGCUUGUUAUGUAUUGUAUAUAGGGUGUACUGGUAUCAAAUAUGUUUAUUAGAAAGACUUGUUUUGAUGACAAUUGGAAAAGGUUGGAAGAGUUUGAGGAUAGCAUGGUAAAUAUAUUUCUUGUUUUCUUUGUUGUUGAAAAAAAAUGAUAGAGAAAAAAUGUACAUAACGCACAAAAAGUAUAGUGCUGUGAAUCUUUGUUGAAAUAUAGUGCUAAAUAUAUAUGUUAAAAUUUCUUUGUUAAAUGCAAUCCAAAAUCGACUUAAACUGGCACCAACAUGUAAUGUUAGACAUCAAGUUUAAAACAUUUUUGCUAUACUUUCCUAAAUUAUUCAACAAGUCUGUAAUUUAAUGUCUUGAACUUAUAGAACUAGAUAUAUAUUCAAUGAAGUGAUAUUUAAGGGGUGUACAUGCAGUUACAGGCAUUAUUUACAUGAAAUUACUUGAUUUUGAACAUGGAUUUGAAUUGUAUAUGGUAUGGGGCUUUGGAUUAUAUUGACCAUCUUUCAUAUCAACACUUAUUUUUUUUGAGAAAAUGAUAUGAAAAAUAACAAAACAAAAUUGUGAUAUAUUUGAUUUGUUUAGACUAUUAUUUUGCUCAAUCCAUCUAAAGAAUACAGCCAGCUCUCCUGAUUAAAAGGAGCAAGUGAACAUAUGACAAGUUAUGGCAUCAGAUUAACUUAAUAAAUCUUGCAUGGUGAAGAUAUAUUAACCUAGUGGUAUUUAUAAGCAUAGAGCAUCCCUGGGCCAUGAAAAUCUGAUGUAUGAAUUGCGUUUCACCUGGGGUCAGGUUGAGGUAAAGGGGUUGGCUAAAAAGGGAAAUCUUUUAAAACAACACUCCUUUGAAAUUUGGUAUGACGCAUCCUUUGGCCCAAGAGGCCACCCAUGGCAUAAAAGGGUGCAACUCAUUGAGAAAAGUGUGUCAGAAUGGACAAUUUUGUUUAAAUGCUCUUUGAUUGAUAAAGCAAUUGAUGUCAAUAGAACAAGAAGGUGCAACUUACCUCGUGUUAUUUUGGGGAUUAUUAGAUAUCCAGGGAGUCUGAUAUAAUUGUUCCUCUUUCAAACCAAUUCAGGACGAUUCGGGUCUUGGGUUUGCUAGGACAUUUUCAUCUUGUUAACUUACUCUCAAUUUGGUAUGGAGCUCAUAGCUUUCAACAGGAUUGUAUUAUACUCUCAUGGUGUUAUUAAUUAUUUGAUACCAAACCUAAAAUGUCAUCUGAUUUAUCUAAUCAUAUUUAUUAAUUGUCAUUUUCACCAGAAUAUGGCCUUGACUUAUCUCUUAUCAAGCAUUAUUUGAAUUUAUGGUCAAUAAUAAAUCUAGAUUAUCUCAAGUCUGUGGAAGUGUUUUGACAUCUAUCUAGUUCUGAUAACAAGAGAAACAGGUAAACUGGCCCUUGGAGUGCCCGGUAAUGUCACAGUAUCAGGUUUGAUCUUUCGAUCGAUUAGCCAAAAACCUAUAGAAUAUUCACCAGGUUAUGUAGAAAGAAAGCCAAAAUUAGGCAACAAAGCUGUGAUGUUGGAAGGCAGUCUCUGCAUUUUUGUAUUAUUUACCUUGAUCAAUGAAUAAUUAUCUUCCCUUGUUUAUACUAUUUUCUUUUUGUGCAUUUACAAAUUACAGAGAUCUUUGAUUAAAUAUCUAUAUAAAUAUAUAUCUAUAUAUAUGUUACAUGUAGUGCGUACAGAAAACGCUCCUAUUGAUCAUGUGACCAGGAAGCGUGAGGUGAAAGUGUUCAUGUUUCGGGAGAAUGAUGAGUAUGGAUGCUUGGCCAUUGUACCAUUUGUGGUUAUGUUGUCUUUAUAUUAGAAAAAUCUAAAUAAACUGUGCUUAUGACAUUUUCA
This is a messenger RNA of Pecten maximus, 7355 nucleotides long. Its product is annotated as mitogen-activated protein kinase 1-like. Gene Ontology annotation, cellular component: cytoplasm; nucleus. Lineage: Eukaryota; Metazoa; Mollusca; Bivalvia; Pectinida; Pectinidae. Gene Ontology annotation, molecular function: MAP kinase activity; ATP binding. The record is from RefSeq and is a predicted model, not a curated record. The coding region runs from base 17 to 1114 and encodes 365 amino acids. Gene Ontology annotation, biological process: protein phosphorylation; intracellular signal transduction. The transcript is spliced from 11 exons.